Racocetra persica is the source of this 285-nucleotide messenger RNA. The record is from the annotation of a GenBank genome assembly. NCBI's taxonomy places the organism in Eukaryota, Fungi, Glomeromycota, Glomeromycetes, Diversisporales, Gigasporaceae.
AUGACAACCGAAUCCAAAAAACGAACGAACAUUUCUGACGAAAGUCUUGAAAAAGACAUAAAAAGGAAGCCGAUCAAAGCUCGGAGAAACUCGCGGAAUGAAUUGGCCGUGUCUUUACGUGAACGAUCACCAGUAUCAUAUGAACAAACCAAUGAAAUAGACUCUAGAAAAGAACGUCGACGAAAAAAUGGUAAAUUUCGAAGAACGAAGGCUCAAAAGGUGAUCGCGAAAAACAUUUGUGAAGUUUUCUUUGAUCCAAAUUAUUGGAAAAUCGUUGACAUCAAA